AUGCAGCCGUGUCAAAUGGCCAGUCCCGUGGAAGUUCAGGACAGAAAUGCUGGUGUCAUGAGUGCUGAGUAUGAAGGUCAUCUUCUGCAGAAAAGGGAGUGCAAACUGAUUAUAAACACGGACAUUAAUGACUGCAAUCGAGACAUGAUGGCCGAGCUCUAUGGAGUUAAAAUGUCAUCUUUACUGACGACACCUCCUAAAAGGCCUGAAUGCAGCAUCACUGUGAGGGAUCCUACUCGAGAACCGGUCAGAUUCUUCAUUCCCCUGACGGAAGAGGAGAAAGAGGAGGCAAAGAAAGCCAACAUCGCUUUUGGUGAUUUCUUGUCUGACCACCAGACGCUUACAGGGGGCGACAUUGUGGAGACUCCUGCCCCUCUACAAACCACACCCCCAAAGGAUCUCCACAAGAGACCAGGCCUGCUCCUCUUCUCCAUCCCUCCAGAGGAGGAAGUGCAGCAGAAGACGGAGAAAGUCAACACACACAGGAGAAAGAAACAAAACAAGGCUAAGGUGCAGAAGACUCGAUCCCAGAAAAAGCCCAGGGAACCGGUCAGUUUCUUCAUUCCCCUGAUGGAAGAAGAGAAAGAGGAGGCAAAGAAAGCCAACAUCAGUUUUGGUGAUUUCUUGUCCGACCACCUGGCGCUUACAGGGGGUGACAUUGUGGAGACUCCUGCCCCUCUACAAACCACACCCCCAAUGGAGACUGAGCCAAACAACACUCCUGAGCCUGCUCCUGUUGAGGUCCAGCCUUCAGAGCCUCAUCCCUCUGCCUCUCCUAGUAACCCAAAAGAGAGGAAGAAGUACAAUCGGGAAUUCCUGCUGCGUUUACGCUUCGUCAGUGCCAGCAUGCGCAGACCCGAGGGUUUUCCGGACAUCCCCGGCGUCGUUCUGGACAAGGUAAACAUGACAGUUAGUGACAUGACGCUCUAUAGGAGCACAGUGCUUUACUCAGUAUGAAGCG
Messenger RNA from Hemibagrus wyckioides, 961 nucleotides. RefSeq lists its product as uncharacterized. Lineage: Eukaryota; Metazoa; Chordata; Actinopteri; Siluriformes; Bagridae. The record is from RefSeq and is a predicted model, not a curated record. The transcript is spliced from 5 exons. Bases 1 to 957 code for a protein of 318 amino acids.